AUGCCGCUGAAGGUGACGGAGUUCAACAUUAUAGACCAGGCGGUGUGCAACGUGGCGGAGCAGCUUUCUAGGUCGAGCAACUGGCACCGGCGAUUCGAGCACCUUCAGGAGUACAUCUGCGAAACCAACCUGGAGCUGCAGGGGAUCCACGACGUGCGAUGGCUCUCUAGAGGAGAGGCAGUCAAGCGGUUUGCCAAGGUUCUGCCGGCGACAAUCGUCCUGCUGCACGAUUUCAAGCACGCGCUAUACGAAACGGUCACCUCUUUCAAAUUCCACUUCAUGCUUUUCUUCCUUGCAGACAUUCUUGCCGUGCUCAACGAGCUCAACGCCAAGUUCCAGAAGCAGCAGGUGACAUGUGGAGUGUUUUGCAACUAUUCAUCCCACGCCCACUCAAAGGUUGACAUUACUGUGGUCGCGGGGGAGGUGUCACUCGCUUGCCGGACGAUCGAGGUGCGUUACGUGGACUGCGAGGAUCGUUUCGGCAACGAUCAGUCGCCCCUGCUCUGCGCGUUCCUGAAGAAACACGGCAACCCCCAGCACCGCGAAGUCACCGUCCAAGGCGUGGACCAGAACGGCAAAGCUGCAGAGCACGAGUUCGUGCUUCACGAGCGCAAGAUCCCAGGCCAUAAGACUGGCAGGGACUACUACUCCUGCAAGGCGGUGUGCCAGGAGUUUGCGAGGGUCUGCGUUGCGCGACUGGAGUUCCGCCUGGAAGACCUCAAGAACCUGGCCGGCUCCAAGCUUUUCCGGCCAUCGUGCUAUCCCGACGACAACGCGCAGCGGAUGAAGAAGUGCCGCGAGUGGUUGGGCAUGCUAGACCACAUGUUUCACCACCGCCUCUUUGUAACACGAAUUUUGCUCUCUUCCUCCUACAAUCUGAACGCCAUGGCGUCGUUCACCCUCUCGUCGCCUGUCCUGCCCAACUCCAUUCUGUCCCCGGCUCCUCACACUGCAGCAGUUCAGCAGAUUUCCAUUCCAGCCGUUUCUGGCCUGAGGGUGGGAGCGCGUCAGCCGGAGAGCAAGCGCAGCGUUUCGCACACAUCCACCCCAGCGUCGACACUGCUAUGCCGCGCGUCCGGCGAGAAUGCCGGCGACGCUGCAAUUAGCCGUCGCGGCGUGAUGCUCGCCGGCGGGUUGGCCGGUGCGCUGAGCGUGGUGCCGCCGGUGGUGGGGCGGGCAGUGGCGGCUGAGGACCUGUCGGAGUGGGAGCAGGUGCCGCUGCCCGUCGCGCCUGGCGUCGUGCUGCUCGACAUCGCCUUCGUUCCCGACGAGCCCGACCACGGGUUCCUGCUGGGCACGCGGCAGACGCUGCUGGAGACGCGCGACGGCGGGCGCACGUGGGCGGCGAAGGAGAUCCCGUCGGCGGAGGAGGAGGACUUCAACUACCGGUUCAACGCCAUCAGCUUCCAGGGCAAGGAGGGGUGGAUCGUCGGCAAGCCCGCCAUCCUGCUCUACACCAACGACGCCGGCGCCACGUGGUCGCGUGUCCCGCUCUCCGCGCGCUUGCCCGGCACCCCUGUGUCGAUCUUCGCGACGGGCGAGCGCGCGGCGGAGAUGGUGACGGAUGAGGGCGCCAUCUACGUGACGGCCAACGGCGGCUACAACUGGCGCGCCGCCGUCGAGGAAACCAUCUCCGCCACGCUCAACCGCACUGUAUCGAGCGGCAUCACGGGCGCGAGCUACUACACGGGCAGCGUGAGCACCAUCAAUCGCUCGCCCGACGGCAGCUACGUGGCCGUGUCCAGCCGCGGCAACUUCUUCCUAACCUGGGAACCCGGGCAGACCUUCUGGCAGCCGCACAACCGCAGCAGCGCGCGGCGCAUCCAGAACAUGGGGUGGCGCGCUGACGGCGGGCUCUGGCUGCUCGUGCGCGGCGGAGGUCUCUUCCUCGGCCAAGGGGAGGGGGUCUCCGAGUCGUUUGAGGAGGUGCGCAUCGCCAGCCGUGGCUUUGGACUGCUCGAUCUCGGAUACAAGAGCAAUGACGAAGCGUGGGCAGCGGGCGGCAGUGGGGUGCUGCUGAAGACAGUGGACGGGGGCAAGACAUGGGUGCGGGACCGAGUGGCGGACAACCUGGCAGCCAACCUGUACAAUGUCAAGUUCAUUUAUGGAAAGGGCUUUAUUCUUGGGAAUGAUGGCGUGUUGCUUCGUUAUGCUGCUUGA
Messenger RNA from Closterium sp. Naga37s-1, 2160 nucleotides. NCBI's taxonomy places the organism in Eukaryota, Viridiplantae, Streptophyta, Zygnematophyceae, Desmidiales, Closteriaceae. The record is from the annotation of a GenBank genome assembly.